AUGCGGACGAUGAGGGGCCUGUUGGGGCUCUGCCUUCUAGCUGCCCUGCUCUGGGGCUAUGGCCGGGACUCAGGCUUCUUGGUUCCGUCGCCACGCGGGGCAGUGCAGCAGCAGUUUGCGGGAAAGGCGCCUACUCGGCUCCUGCGGCGUGCUGGGUCGGAGGGCGCAGUUGAGGAAGAGAAGAGCAGCUCCCUCAAGGCCUUUUGGAAAUUCCUGAGGCCUCAUACCAUCCGUGGGACCAUCCUAGGCUCAAGUGCCAUGGUCUCGCGCGCCGUGAUCGAGAACGGACAGGCCCCAGAUUGGUCGUUGCUUCCCACCGCGGCACUGGGCGUCUUAGCCCUGCUCUGCGGCAAUGGCUACAUUGUAGGCAUCAACCAGAUCUACGAUGUUAGCAUAGACGUCAUCAACAAGCCCUUCCUGCCGGUGGCUGCUAAGGAGCUGUCCAUCCCGCAGGCUUGGGUGCUCAUCAUCCUCAUGGCCGUGUGCGGAACUGGCCUCGCGUUUCACCUGUUUGGCCCUCUCAUUGGCUCCUUGUACGCCUUUGGCCUCUUCCUUGGCACCAUCUACAGCGUUCCGUCGGGAUCCGAGAUGUAG
Molecule: messenger RNA, 594 nt
Organism: Symbiodinium natans
Lineage: Eukaryota; Dinophyceae; Suessiales; Symbiodiniaceae
Source: the annotation of a GenBank genome assembly